AUGGUACACAAAUCAUCAAACUGCAUCAUGAGUUUCAUUUCACACCAUAUCACUACUACUACUACUACUACUACUACUACUACUACUACUACUACUACUACUACUACUACUACUACUACUACUACUACUACUACUACUACUACUACUACUACUACUACUACUACUACUACUACUACUACUACUACUACUACUACUACUACUACUACUACUACUACUACUACUACUACUACUACUACUACUACUACUACUACUACUACUACUACUACUACUACUACUACUACUACUACUACUACUACUACUACUACUACUACUACUACUACUACUACUACUACUACUACUACUACUACUACUACUACUACUACUACUACUACUACUACUACUACUACUACUACUACUACUACUACUACUACUACUACUACUACUACUACUACUACUACUACUACUACUACUACUACUACUACUACUACUACUACUACUACUACUACUACUACUACUACUACUACUACUACUACUACUACUACUACUACUACUACUACUACUACUACUACUACUACUACUACUACUACUACUACUACUACUACUACUACUACUACUACUACUACUACUACUACUACUACUACUACUACUACUACUACUACUACUACUACUACUACUACUACUACUACUACUACUACUACUACUACUACUACUACUACUACUACUACUACUACUACUACUACUACUACUACUACUACUACUACUACUACUACUACUACUACUACUACUACUACUACUACUACUACUACUACUACUACUACUACUACUACUACUACUACUACUACUACUACUACUACUACUACUACUACUACUACUACUACUACUACUACUACUACUACUACUACUACUACUACUACUACUACUACUACUACUACUACUACUACUACUACUACUACUACUACUACUACUACUACUACUACUACUACUACUACUACUACUACUACUACUACUACUACUACUACUACUACUACUACUACUACUACUACUACUACUACUACUACUACUACUACUACUACUACUACUACUACUACUACUACUACUACUACUACUACUACUACUACUACUACUACUACUACUACUACUACUACUACUACUACUACUACUACUACUACUACUACUACUACUACUACUACUACUACUACUACUACUACUACUACUACUACUACUACUACUACUACUACUACUACUACUACUACUACUACUACUACUACUACUACUACUACUACUACUACUACUACUACUACUACUACUACUACUACUACUACUACUACUACUACUACUACUACUACUACUACUACUACUACUACUACUACUACUACUACUACUACUACUACUACUACUACUACUACUACUACUACUACUACUACUACUACUACUACUACUACUACUACUACUACUACUACUACUACUACUACUACUACUACUACUACUACUACUACUACUACUACUACUACUACUACUACCUACUACUACUACUACUACUACUACUACUACUACUACUACUACUACUACUAUACUACUACUACUACUACUACUACUACUACUACUACUACUACUACUACUACUACUACUACUACUACUACUACUACUACUACUACUACUACUACUACUACUACUACUACUACUACUACUACUACUACUACUACUACUACUACUACUACUACUACUACUACUACUACUACUACUACUACUACUACUACUACUACUACUACUACUACUACUACUACUACUACUACUACUACUACUACUACUACUACUACUACUACUACUACUACUACUACUACUACUACUACUACUACUACUACUACUACUACUACUACUACUACUACUUACUACUAA
This is a messenger RNA of Schistosoma spindalis, 1875 nucleotides long. The record is from the annotation of a GenBank genome assembly. Lineage: Eukaryota; Metazoa; Platyhelminthes; Trematoda; Strigeidida; Schistosomatidae.